AAAAACACGAAAAAGUUUUGAUUAAUAAAUACUCUAUUUCAAUUAAACUGCAAAAAUCAAACACGAAAUGAGAAAAAAUAAUCAAUAAACCAUAUGAUCGAAAUAUCGAGUGGUACGAAUGUACGAUUACAUAUAAUAAUUAAUUAAUUAUACGUAAACUAUCUAUAUACGGAUUAUAUACAUGUACAAAACUUGUUCUGGACUUAAUUAAUUAAUCAAACAAUUAAGCCUCAUAAUCGUCUUUUACAUGUUAUAUUGACUUUCCUGGGGGUUCUUUGAAACCAACGAAGACCGGCUUCUCCUCCUCGUCUUCUACCGAAACAGAGUUCCUCUUGAUGAAAUCCAAGCAAUCGGCGAUGGCGUCGGAGUAAAACGAGUUUGACCGCCCGUAAGACUUCAACAUAGGAUGGUGCUCUCCGCCGCAGCUGAUGCUGCCGCUCCGGUGGUACAGAGCGUACUUCAUCGCCGCCGCCUCCCUCGUGCCGCUCUUACCGUGACGGCGGUUCCUGGUCUUCCCGUUGACCGUCAUCACGUGCCUCUUCAACGACCUCAGCGCGUGCAGGUACGAGGUUUUCCACUUCCCGACCAGGUUCAGGAACCUCGUACGGAUCCGGUGGACGCAAAACCGCCGGAGGUUCAGCCUAAAACCUCUGCAACCAACUUCAAGGGCUCCGCCGGCGGCGGCUUCGUAACAUGCUCGCCGUUUGUUACUGUCGUGAGAGAAAUCCAUUUCUUAUUUGGGUCUGUAUGAUGAAUGAAUUGAGAUCAAAGGGUAUGGAAACUUUAUUGCAGGGGUUAUAUAAAGGGAUGGAGAAAUUAAUGAGGAG
Molecule: messenger RNA, 827 nt
Organism: Cuscuta epithymum
Lineage: Eukaryota; Viridiplantae; Streptophyta; Magnoliopsida; Solanales; Convolvulaceae
Source: the annotation of a GenBank genome assembly